Lactuca sativa (garden lettuce) is the source of this 1369-nucleotide messenger RNA. Its product is annotated as pollen-specific protein SF21. Lineage: Eukaryota; Viridiplantae; Streptophyta; Magnoliopsida; Asterales; Asteraceae. The record is from RefSeq and is a predicted model, not a curated record.
UAGUACCCAACAUAAGGACGAAGGUAGAGAGAGAGAUCGAGAGAGGGAGAGGAAGGGCUUCUUGAGUUCCGUCGGACACAGAAGCCGUCGGCCAUGGCCUAUUCCCGUCCUUCCCUCUCCGUGGAAACGCCAACUAUCCAUCUUGACGGGAAGGAACAUAUCAUUCGGACUGGCUGCGGUUCUGUGUCUGUUACCGUGUAUGGAGAUCAAGAAAAGCCACCAUUGAUUACCUAUCCUGAUUUAGCUCUAAAUCACUCGUCAUGUUUCCAAGCACUAUUUUUCUGUCAACAUUCAGCUUCGUUGCUACUCCAAAAUUUCUGCAUAUAUCACAUUACUCCACCCGGUCAUGAGUUAGGAGCUGCAACGAUUUGUAUGGAUGAUCCGGUGCCUUCUGUUGAGGAUCUUAGUGAUCAAAUUCUUGUGGUCCUCAAUCAUUUUAGGCUCGGUUCAGUGAUGUGUAUGGGAGCAAUGGCGGGUGCGUACAUACUUACACAAUUUGCGAUAAAGUAUAGUGAAAGAGUUACCGGUUUGAUACUUAUAUCCCCUAUAUGCCGAGCACCCUCUUGGAAUGAAUGGUUUUACAAUAAGUUCAUGUCAAAUUUGCUCUAUUAUCACGGUAUAAGUGAUUUGUUGAAGGAGUUAUUGAUUCACAGAUACUUCAGUAAGGAAGUUUGCGGUAAUAUUAAUCUAGAAGUCCCCGAAUCAGAUAUAGUUCGAUCAUGCAGAAAGUCAUUGAAUGAGAGAGAUAGCAUUAACGUAUGGCGGUUUCUUCAAGCAAUCAGCAGGAGACGAGACAUCACCGAAAAUUUAAAGAGUCUUGAAUGCCGAACGAUCAUCUUUGUUGGCGACAGCUCUCCGUUUCAUAAUGAAGCUCUUCACAUGAAUGCAAACUUGGGUAAAACAUGUUCUUCUUUUGUUGAGGUACAUGCUUGUGGAUCAAUGGUGAAUGAAGAACAGCCUCAUGCAAUGCUGAUCCCGCUGGACUCUUUUCUGAUGGGAUAUAAAUGGUACAAACCAUACCGGUUCAUGGGCAUCCCGAGGAGCCCUAUUGGUCCGCGCUGCAUUGCUCCCGAGCUUCUUUACCCUGAAAACAUGGGAGUGAAGCUUAAACCAAUAAAAACACGUGUAUCUCCUCUCCGUCCUCGUACCCAAAAAAGUUGACACUUCCUUCCUUUCUUUCGUCCAACAUAAAAUAAAUGAGAAAAAAACAACAUAUACGGCCGCUGUAUACAUUAUGGGUAUUUUUAUAUAUAUGGAAGGGUAGGGAAUUACAUGUAUAGAUACAGAGUAGAGGAUAUUUCAUUUAUAGAUUUUAUGAAUCUUAAACUCUGUAUUUUGUGAAGAUGAAAAUAAAAUCAUGCCUUCCUAA